Sphaeramia orbicularis (orbiculate cardinalfish) is the source of this 1869-nucleotide messenger RNA. RefSeq lists its product as uncharacterized. NCBI's taxonomy places the organism in Eukaryota, Metazoa, Chordata, Actinopteri, Kurtiformes, Apogonidae. Gene Ontology annotation, molecular function: oxidoreductase activity. The transcript is spliced from 8 exons. The record is from RefSeq and is a predicted model, not a curated record. The coding region runs from base 163 to 1185 and encodes 340 amino acids.
UCAGCAGGUCGCCUGGUGGUAACUUCCGGCCAAAGGCGCUAUCAGAGGGUUGUUAUCAAACACUCCAAAUCUUUUGUAACGUUUUGUUGCGGUGUUUUAUAAGGACUUCGCUGCAGUAACUGGCAGUUUUUUCUCUGGGUUUUGUCUCACUGGAAACAAAUCAUGUCCCUGGUGCCCACGGUGAGACUGUCCGGUGGUCUGGAGGUCUGCCGGGUCCUCAACGGGAUGUGGCAGGUGUCUGGAGCCCACGGACCCGUGAAUAAAGACCGAGCAGUGGAGGCCAUGCAGGCGUAUGUGGAUGCUGGUCUGACCUCCUUUGACAUGGCAGACAUUUAUGGACCUGCAGAGGAAAUAUUUGGACAAUUCAACAACCAGUUGAAGUCCAAACCCUCUGCUCCAGCUCUGCAGGCUUUGACCAAAUGGGUGCCAAGAUCUGGACCAAUGGACCGUAACGUGGCGGAGAAGGCUCUGCGGCGCUCCAUGGCCCGGAUGAAUGUGGAUGUGGUGGACUGUGUUCAGUUUCACUGGUGGGACUACAGGGACAAGAGAUACCUGGAUGCACUGGGACACCUGUCCGACCUGCAGCAGGAAGGACUCAUACGAGAGCUCUCCCUCACCAACUUCGACACCCAGAGACUGGAGGAGAUCACCAGUAGAGGCAUCAGAAUCUCCAGCAACCAGGUUCAGUACUCUCUGAUUGACCAGCGACCUGCAGUGAAGAUGGAGCAGUUCUGUCUGGCCAACAACAUUCAGCUCCUCACUUAUGGCACUCUGGCUGGAGGUUUACUUUCUGAGCGUUAUCUUGGGAUGGCAGAGCCUACGUCCAGGGCGGAGCUUUACACUGCGUCUUUAUCAAAGUACAAGAACAUGAUCGACACAUGGGGCGGAUGGAGACUUUUCCAGGAUCUCCUCAUCGCCCUAGAGACAGUUGCCAAGAGACACAGCUGCUCAGUGGCCAACGUGGCAACACGUUAUGUGCUGGACCAGCCUGCUGUAGGCGGGGUCAUCGUGGGCUGCCGUCUUGGCGUCGCAGGGGCGGGGCAACACAUCGACGACAGUCUGCGUAGCUGCAGCCCCGAACUGAAGCUCACGGCUGAAGAUCUUGCCGCCAUUGAAGCAGUCACGCGGUGUUCUAACGACCUCAUGGCGCUCAUUGGUGACUGUGGCGACGAGUACAGGAACUAAAGGGGGAGCGGGGUGUGACAGAAGGAGUAAAGUAAAAUAACAUGUCAUACAGCUCAGCCCCACAGUGGAAAAAGGAGAAACUAUAACUUUAAAUUUCUAUUAAAUUAAAUGUUAUGUAUUAAAAAUCUUAUAAUUGUAUAUCUAUAGGGUGAAGUAUGUUAAAACACACCAAAAAGAGAUGUUUGUAAUGGAAAAUAAACAUUUUAUCAAUUAUUUUUAUCACUUUUUUUUAUUCAUUUCACCCACAUCAGAACACAGUUUGCCAUACUGACAGCUUUCAAACAAAACUCUGACCUGGAAACAGACACUGAUCUGGAGGUUUUUCAAUAUAGUGAGUGCCAGUUUUCUCAUAAUAUUUAGUGUUAAUCUGGUAUCAUUUUGACAAACUUACCCUUUAAAGAGACGUACAGAACUGGAUAUAAUGUACAUUAGUAUUCCUUUGUGUCUGAGAAAGUGGCCAUGAGGUACACCAUGUGUGUUUUAUAAGGGGGGCGGGGGUUCAGCGAAGUGGAAGGAAGUGUCGAAGCGUCUGGACGUACAGAUGAUGAGAAAGAGACUAAAUGUACAGAUGCACGCCAACGUGAAAUGGAGGAAAAAACGCCGAAGGACAGUCUGGACGGCAUUUUACAUGUACAGGAUGGUGCUGUAGAUUAUAAUACAGCUCUGGAAAACAGAAACCACUGA